CUUCAAUUUGGGGAAAAUGCGAAAGAACUACUAACUUUAAUUUUUUGCUAAAGUUUUUCUUCAAACAUUAAAGCAAGAUUUUUACAUAAAAAUCUAAGGAUCGCAGCAGAAUUAAUAUUAUUGCUGGCGUAGUAGCGUUUUAUUUUCGCGAAAUUAAAAGGACUCCUUGAUUUGUAAUUUAUUUUCGUUACUUAUUAGUAAAUACCCAUAUACUUAUACCUUGUAUAGUACGCAAUGUAACAUAUAGUUCAUGUGCUGUGUAAUGUAUAAAGCUAUAAUUCUAUAAUGUAGAACUGAAUACAUAGUAUUUGUACAUAAUAAAUUUUUACGAAAUUUAUUGCUUGUCACCAGGGCUGUGAAUUCUUAGAACGUAAAGGAUUACCUUAACAACACAUCGCAAAAAAGUAUAAAAACAACUAGUACCACAUUUGUCUGAUUUGACAAAUAUCAAUGGACGGUCCAGGUACGAUCACGUGGGAUGAAUUUCUCGAAAAUGCUGAAAGGUUCGUAGAAAUGUCGAAUGAAAUCUCUGACGGAUGGGAACUUCGAGGUAAUAAGAAUGUGCCAGGAGAGGCAUACAUUGUCCGCCAAGGGAGACAAUACAUAUGCAGUAAUAGUAACUUAAAUAAUUAUUCGACAUCAAACAAUAACGACUCCGCUGAUGAUUUCGACUUUGUAUUAAAACAAGAUCCUUUCGAGGCCACUUGUCCUAUCGAGAAACCAUUAGUUACAGAACAUCACGUGUUAUGGUCCAUGAGCUACAGCGUCCCGAUACUUUAUUUUAAUGGAUGGAAAUCAGAUUUCCCAGGUAUUAAUCCAAUAUCCGUGGAAGAAGCACAAUCCCUCGUUUGUAACGGAGAAUUGAAAUACAAGGAUUUAUCUCAAGCUAUACAUCCUAUAUUAGGUACACCUUUUCUACACUUGCAUCCUUGUAUGUCUCAUGAGCUUUUACAAAUUACAAGUAACAGUAAAAACAAAAUAGUCAGUUGGUUGAGUACUGUCGCUCCCGUUGCCCUUAAUUUUAAGCUACGUCCUGAAUAUUGUCAGUUAACUAUGUAAUGUAUAUACACUUUAAAAUAUUCGAAUUAAACUGUAAUAUGUCCUAUUGCUUUAAGAAAGCACACGUAUACACACGUGUAUCAAAUAAAA
Bombus pascuorum is the source of this 1149-nucleotide messenger RNA. RefSeq names its product ubiquitin-like-conjugating enzyme ATG10 (gene Atg10). The transcript has 4 exons. Gene Ontology annotation, biological process: macroautophagy; protein modification by small protein conjugation; protein lipidation. Lineage: Eukaryota; Metazoa; Arthropoda; Insecta; Hymenoptera; Apidae. Gene Ontology annotation, molecular function: Atg12 transferase activity. The coding region runs from base 451 to 1059 and encodes 202 amino acids. The record is from RefSeq and is a predicted model, not a curated record. Gene Ontology annotation, cellular component: intracellular anatomical structure.